Messenger RNA from Patiria miniata (bat star), 3259 nucleotides. Its product is annotated as stereocilin-like. The record is from RefSeq and is a predicted model, not a curated record. Gene Ontology annotation, cellular component: cell surface. Lineage: Eukaryota; Metazoa; Echinodermata; Asteroidea; Valvatida; Asterinidae. Gene Ontology annotation, biological process: cell-matrix adhesion.
UCAUUUGCAAAGUCCAUGAGUGCUGAUGAGGUGAGACAGAUGAAGGGAUUGGCGGUGGGACUGUCGACCUCUGACCUGGCUCACAUGGACCCUCAAGACAUCAGGGAGUCUGUGGAUGUCUUCGCUAGCAAUGCCAACAAAAUGAAGAAGACACAAAAGAGAGAAAUCAUCAAGCAGUUGAAGGAAGCCCCAGGUGGCAUCCAGGAUGCCAUCCAGGACAUGGGUGACAUGGUCAAGGAGCUUCCGCUGAGAGACCUGGACUCACGCACGGCCAAUUUCACCGCCGCAGCCGAUGAGAACUCCACAGGUGGCGCGGCUGGACGCAUGAACUGGACGGAGGGACAGAGCAUGAAGUUGUUCCGAUGUUUCAAGGAUGAAGUUCUUGUCAGCGGUGAAGGUGAGGGAGGGAGUUCAGCUGAUCUACUUACUCCGGCUACAAUCAGGUAUAUGGGCAGUAUGGCCAAAGGGAUGUCCUGCGAUGACGUCGAGGGCUUUGUGGCCGAUGACAUCCUACCGACAGUUGGGGCAAUGAUGGAACAGGAAGGAUGGUCCCCAAGGCUGCUGGAUUGCACUCACCAGAAGAUCAAGGCCUCUCUCUCCGCGGCCCACGACGAUUACUCUGCCGACUUCACCGAGAUUGAGAUCGCUGCGCUGAGGGGACAACUGCUUAAAGAGUUAAGUGUUGAGGAACUCAACUCCAUCCCUUCCAGCCACUGUGAGAUGCUGUAUUCUGAGAUUGGCAACGAGGAUUUGAUAGGACUCAAGAGAGACAAACGGAAGGCGCUGACCUCCAAUGCCCUGCAGUGUCUGGGCGUGGAUGGACAGGCGAACACCAUCGAGCAGGGUACCAUGGAUAUCAUCGGUAACCUGGCCUGCGACCUGGAGGCCGACAUGCUACGACGCCUCUCCUCCGACGUCUUCACUGGUAACCUGUACAGCAUGCAGAAAUGCUGCCUGGAUAUCGACCAGAUGGUGGUCAUCGGGGAAAGACUGGUGCAAGAAAUGGGAUCCCCAAAUCAAUGGAUGUCAGACACCAUAUCUGACAUUGGUCCCCUCCUGGUUUCGCUGUCUGAGCUUGAAAUACAGAACUUGGAGGAAGAUCAGUUUUCCUUGGUUGCAGAGGACGUGAUGGUUCGCUUUGCCGAGUACAAAGAGAUUUGGCGCAGAUAUUGCGACGUUGACCUACGACCUCAAGACGUAUCCAGUCGGGAGGAGGGUUUCAUUACCAUGGCAAUCAAGGCCAAAGAUGCGCUAGUUGCCGCGGCGCAGGCAGAUGUAUCAGGGAGAAAGAGACGAGACUCCACCUACUCGCCAACCUGCAGUGAAAUCGAGUCACUCAGCGAUGGCAACAUCGCAUGGACUGUGGAUGAACUAGGAGCCAUGACAGUCAACACAUUUGACAGUUGUGGAUAUGCACUGGGUGAAGUGACAGGCUUCUCGGAUGCUCAACUAGCAGCGCUUCUAGACAAAGCUAAAGAGGCAUGGGGACAGGCAGCUGACAUGACACCAGACCAGAUCUCCCAGCUGGGCCACAUUGCAUCCAAGUUUACUGCGGCAGAGAUUGGCCAGCUCAACCUGACUGAGACAGAUACUGUCUAUGCUAUUGCCCAAUACAACAUCUACACUUCAGACCAGCUCAGCGCUGGUGUAGGGAGGUUCUCAGAGCUGAGUGGCAUCUCUGUCACCAGCCUAGAUUCCCUGGACCUGACUGCCUUGGCUAACUUCCUCUGUGGUCUGACUGCGGUAGAGAUGGAGGACAUUGCGAGCAUCGCGUACCAGGAGGCAGCUAAUGCCGUUGGUGAGCUAAGAAGCUGUGAUGCAGGCCAGUGGGCAACCCUGAAGACCAAGGCAGUGGAUGGGUACGGAGCCAUCAACACCUGGAUGCCGGAGGUCUUCGCUGAGGUUGGCUCUGUCGUGGCCAGCUUCACGACACAGGAGUUGAGUAGUCUAUCCGAUGCUAGCAUCGCAGGCAUCAAACCACACGCAGUCUCGCUCAUACCUCCACAGACGCUAGCUGCUGGAUGGAGUAGCGUCCAACUCAGCAAGCUAGACCAGCUGCAAGCAGAGGCAGUGACGGAGGAACAGCUUGCCGCCCUCUCCCAGGAGCAACGCUCCGCCCUCCUGGAGGCAGAGUACGGAGACGACAUCAGCCUGGCUGAGAUUGAGGAGACUACGGAGGUAGUUGUGGUAGAGGAGGAUGACGGAGACAAGGGUAAUGGUGCAGGGAACCAAUCAACUAGCCUGGUGCCCACCAUCAUCAUCAUGUGCAAUUUAAUGUACAGAGCCAUCUCUAUAACAUAGAAACUAUAAUGAGGAGAGGACGUCAUUAACGUAAUCAGAAAAUGUUUCUUGAACUGUUAUUAGGUUUCUUAUCAAUACCUUCUGGUUCUUCAAAUUUAAGUUCUUGUUUUUGAAGGGUUUGAAAUGUUCUGAAAUCUAAAUUAUGCAUUGUAGGAUAUUCCAAUCAUUCUCCGACUCUUCAGUGCUGCAACAUAUGUUCUGAAAAGUUUUUUCUUUCGGCAGCCGUAAUGCGAUUUCAACUACUAUUGUAACAGCAUUGCAAAUCACCAUUGCGAAUCUAUUUGCCAUUUUUAACUACUCGUCCGAAGGAAUGCUUUGGUAGCGGUAGCUCGAUUGAUUACACGUUGACUACUGUGCCAGGGAUCCUGGUUCGAAUCCACAGCCGCGCUGCUCAAUUGUUUUUCUUCCAAUAAUUGACUUCACUUUCACAUUUUUUAAUCAUAUUGUUCUUUUAAUUUGAGUAGAAUUAAUUUUCUUCUUUGUGGCUUUGGAGGAUUUUUUUUAAAAGGGAAAUAAAGUCCGAGAACCAUUUGAUUGAAUGAUAGUCUGGUUCCAACAGCAAAAAAAAAAAAGACCAGCUUAUGUUAAAUACUAUAAGGUUCUGUAACGAUAAUUGAAACUUGAGUUACGGCUGCCGUAAUAAGCCACUGCUGUGUUUUUAGCAUUGACACAAAUUUUCCUUAAAGGUGACAAAAUGUCUGUUACAGUGUUUGUGACUGAAUGAUGCUGUUACUUUCUGCAUGAAGCGCCACUUUAUAGAGAGUAAUUAGACACAAAAGUUGAACACUCAAAUGCCUGAAGUCAGCUUAUUCCUUGAUACCUGCCAAAUAAGCCCUUACUUUGUGUUGCUCAGUGUUGUACAAAACUGACAACAUGUUGGUUUACUCUCUCUCUCAUUCUGAAACCUUUUAGGAACACACUUUAAUUAGUAUAAAUUCAUGAAUAUGAAGUUGAAUAA